CUUUCCUUCUCUUUUUUGUUUUCCGCAGCAGCUCGAGCGAGGAGAGAAGAGAGGGAAAGGGGAAAAAAAACGAUUACAGAGCUGGAGAUUUCCAGAGAGACGAGGCGCAAAAUGGGAAAAUACAUGAAGAAAUGCAAGGGAAUUGGAGAGGUUGCGGUCAUGGAGGUCUCUUCCGUCGGCGUACGGACGCGCGCUCGAGCCCUCGCCCUCGCUACUGCCACGAAGCGGCGAAGACCCGUUUCCGGUGAAUUCCGUACACGAAGACUGCUGGAACGCGCGUCCCAAUUGCGGAGGUCGUCGAAUUCCGGCAGGAUUCCUGCCGAUCGGUGCCCUAGCCCUGACCGUGUCGCUGUAUCUCGGUGCUCCAGCAACGGAUCGAGCGAGCUCGUGAACGAGUGGUUUAGAUCUUCAGAUCCAGAGGGUUUUGGAAACGCGACGGAUUUCGACAGCAGAGAGAGAGAGACUACUCCUAGUAAUCUUCGAUCCGAAUCUGACGAUCUGGAAUCAACGGCGAGGCUAUCUGAGACGAAUUCCCGCCGAAAAUCGUCGGCUGAGAAGAUUCCGUCAGAAGCGGAGAUCGAGGCGUUCUUCUCGGCCGCGGAGAAAACCGAGCUGAAGCGAUUUGCAGAAAGGUAUAAUUAUGAUGUGUUGAAGGAUGUUCCGUUGGAGGGACGAUACGAGUGGGUCAAAUUGAAAUGAUGACAGUAUUCAAGAAGGGCAUUUUCGGUAUUUUUCCUUUUUUCUUUUUUCCCUUCUUUCUGUACAGCUAGCUGCUGCAGUUGUGUAAGAAGCUUUGUUUUCUGUACGAUAUACGGAGAAGCUUCUGGUGUAAAUCCCUUUGGGGAAGAACGGUUGAAUAAACCUUCAGUUAGCUUUAUUCGUUCA
This is a messenger RNA of Magnolia sinica, 885 nucleotides long. Its product is annotated as cyclin-dependent kinase inhibitor 1-like. Gene Ontology annotation, cellular component: nucleus. Gene Ontology annotation, biological process: negative regulation of cyclin-dependent protein serine/threonine kinase activity. The transcript is spliced from 4 exons. Bases 112 to 699 code for a protein of 195 amino acids. Lineage: Eukaryota; Viridiplantae; Streptophyta; Magnoliopsida; Magnoliales; Magnoliaceae. The record is from RefSeq and is a predicted model, not a curated record. Gene Ontology annotation, molecular function: cyclin-dependent protein serine/threonine kinase inhibitor activity.